AUGAAAUUAGCCUCUCUUUUACUUCUGUUGGCCGGUGCAGCGGGUCCUGCGGCGGCCAGCCAUUCCCACUCGAGCAUCUCGCGGUUGUCUCAUCGGCAUGGCCAUGUUUCUCGCGCGACCCGUCGAGAACUCACGCUCAGUAAACGUUGCAAAACCAAGGAUAAUCGGAAGUCAAAGAGCAACUCCGAUAACGAUUCGGGAAACGACUACAGCGGUACCGGUGGAGGCUACAAUGGUGGAUCAACUACUGGUCAGUCGUCCGGAGUCAUCAAUGUGCCGUCGUCGUGCGGGCCCAUCGGUGCUACUGUGGAAGUCACCCCCACCACGGGCCCAAACGGAGCCAUUGACUGGCUCAACUGCGGCGUGAACGACAGCGGCUGGCGACCGCCCUUCGUGCGCGUCUCCGACAUCAUCGCGAAGAACCUGACCGAGGCGAUCCAAGAAGACGGUAGCCCGUUCCGGGCAUGUGACGCGUACAUCGAUACAUUCGAACAGUAUGCCGCGCAGUACGGAGUGCCUGCGAUACUAGUGGCAGCGAUCGCUAUGCAGGAGAGCAGCUGCGAUGCGGGGACCGUCGGUGGUGGGGGUGAGCAGGGUCUCAUGCAGCUGACGCAGGACAAGUGUGGGGGCGCGCCGGGAGGUGACUGCAAAGAUCCAGACUUUAACAUUCGAGCUGGCGUCGAGUACUUCAGUGAAAUGCUGCGGAGCAAUGGUGAAAGCCUACUGCUUACCAUGGGAAACUACAAUGGCUGGCCACUGGGGAUGACAUACGACGAUGCAACCGCUGCUGGUGAUACUUCUUGCUGCACAUGCCAGAACAACUUGGACUACUUGCAGCAGACAUUCAAUGGAUGGGUGUUAAACGUGGAUCCGUACUCGAGCACCCCUCCGAUUGGCAAGUACUUCAACCUGAACAAGUGUCACUGA
Molecule: messenger RNA, 927 nt
Organism: Sparassis crispa
Lineage: Eukaryota; Fungi; Basidiomycota; Agaricomycetes; Polyporales; Sparassidaceae
Product: glycoside hydrolase family 23 protein
Exons: 7
Coding region: 1-927 (308 amino acids)
Source: RefSeq, a predicted model, not a curated record